AUCUAUUAAUGAUUACAAGAUAAUAACAAAGAGAACUUCAAAUUAAUAAAUUAAUCAUAAAAUAAAAACAAAAACAAAAAUAAAGUUAAUCAUCCAUUGAUACUACUCCAUCAUCAGAAUUACAAGAAAAUUCUUUACUUGAAAUGCUAGAAUUUCUCUAAGUUGGAAACAAAUAGUUGAUUGAAAAGGAUGAUCAAGAAUCUUCUUAAGAUCCCCAGAUUAAAAGAAUUGAAGAUUAUAAUAAAUCAUACUAGAAUGAUAACCUCCAAAAUUUACUAGAUGAUUAGAAUGUCUCUAGUCAAUGUCUGGCUAAUCAUAGAAUAAGAGAAUGGGCAAGAGGCAAAAUGAUUGAUUGGAUGAUUGAAGUUUUUGCAUCCAAUAACGACGAUUACUCAAAUAAUGAUCUUACUUUUUUUAGAGCUGCCAACUUAUUGGAUGCAUACCUGAGGAGCUCCUACAAUUUAAAUGAAUUGGAUAUGUAUUUAAUUGGAGUAACUUGUAUACUAAUUGCAUCAAAAAUUGAGGAUAUUUAUCAACUCUCCAUUAAAACUAUUAUCUAAGAUCUUUCUCAUAAUAACUUCUCUUUGUUUUAAAUCAAGUAAUAGGAAUAGAUAAUCCUUGAAACUUUAAAUUUCGAUACUUGUUUUCCUACUGUUAAUGACUAUUUACAAUAUUUAUUUCUCUAAUUAUUUGGAUAAUCAAAAAAGUAUUCUAUAUUAUAUGAUAUUUUUAGCCAAGCACUCUAAAUAAUUUAAGAAACAGCUGUGUACACACUCAAGAUGUGUUAUCAUGAUUAUGCCAUUAUACAAUACCAAUAAUAUUUAUUAGCAGCCAGUGUCUUAGGAUUUACUAUUUUAAAUUAUGUUGAAUUGCAUUUUGAAUAAUUACCAAUCAACUUUAAAAAAUAAUUAUUAUAGACUGUAUGUAAUAUAUUAUAAAUUUACUAGUAGCAUACCCUUUUGAGAAUUGGAUAAUUGGAGUUAGCAGAUUAUGUGGAAUGUAUACAAAAAGUUGAAGAAUUAACUUAAACAUUUCAUAGUAAAUACCCUGAAUAUUUAAAUCUUUAAAGAUUCAAUUGAUUAUAC
Molecule: messenger RNA, 1085 nt
Organism: Paramecium octaurelia
Lineage: Eukaryota; Ciliophora; Oligohymenophorea; Peniculida; Parameciidae
Source: the annotation of a GenBank genome assembly